GCGCACUUACCACUUUACAGUUUUGACAGUUACAGGUGAACGAAGUGAUAGAAGAAUGUUUACUUUAAAUUUCUGUUAGUUAAAUCAUGUGAAUAAUGCAUUUAUAAUUUGUUGCAACGAGUGCUAUUUAUUUCGACGGAAGUAUGAUUUAGUUGGAUUUAUUCUUUAUAAAAAGUUGAAAAAAUUAAUCCUGGUCACGGAACGCUCUUCGGAUUUUAUUGCCAUUAGUCAGGAUGACUUGGGAGCCUACUCAUGUACAAUUAACAGUUCUUAGAGCUAGAAAUCUUGUUGGGAAGAUAAAAGGAAAGAAUAUUGCAAAGAUUACAGAUGUAUUUGUCACUAUAGCUCUUGGAAAGGAAAAGUUCCAGACCUCCACUGUGAAAUAUGGGGGCAAGGUCAACAACAGUGUGGAGUGGUUCGAGGAGUGUGAUCUAUCAAUACCUCACAUGUCGGCUGAAGUUGAGGUCCAGGUGAUGAACAGAGGUCUCCUUUCAGAUGAGUUUAUUGGCUAUGUCUCAGUUCCAUUGAAGCAAUAUGAUGUCUACGAAAGGCCCAGAAGCCAUUGGGUACAGCUUGGUCAAAAGCCCAGUAAGUUACCAGAUGGUAGAUGUCGGGGAGAACUGGAAAUACGCCUUACCUUCCAUGUGAGGAGUAAAACUGAUGACUCUUCAUCUACUGGAAGUCUGAAGACCAAGAGAUCUGGUUCAAUAAAAACUCUUGUCUCAGCUAUGGGAGACAAGUUUUCGAGACGGUUAUCAUUGCGUGGUUCUCGGGAAUUCUUCACCCCACAGCCUCACAAACCCUUUAAGAAUGUCUCUACUAAAACCACCCCAUAUUCGGGAGAUAUCAUCCCUACCAAUAAUCCGGUUAAAUUUGAGGCGGUUGACCUGUAUGUACCGGAACAGUGCUGGAGAGAAAACGAAUUUGAAAAUGAUCUGAUAUUUAAAAAAGUUGUUACAAAGGAAGGAGAUGGAAAUUUUGCAAGAAGUUACAGCUUAACAAGUGAUAAGAGGAGAAAUAACAGAGACUUUAAAAGUAGAUCUUUAAUGGAACUCCCUGGUGAACGUUCAUUUACAUUACCAAGUCGAGGUCGCAGUAAACAGCGCCCCUCCCUGGAUGAUAGUGCACUCGGCCAGUCACACACAAGUUCACGAAGUUCAAGAAGUUCUGUGACUUCGCAAGAUGGAUACUUAGAAAACAUGUUUAGAAAAGAGUGUGAAGUAGAUGACAGAAUGAAUGAUAUAUAUAAUGACAAUAUUGAAGAAGAAUCUGAGGGGGAAUACGAGCAAACUCGAAGACGUUCAGCACAAGUUUUGGAUGAAUCGUUAGAAACUGAAACUGAAUCUGAGAUGUCUGAAUCAGAUUCAGAUAAUGAUCAAAUCACUCUACCAAAGGUGAAGUUGAAAACAAGUAUAAGUGCACCAUUAGAAGGAAGUGUAAGGGAAAACAACGAAUUACAGAAAACUGCUGCUGAAGACACAGACGAAUCUAGGGAAAUUCAUUCUAUAGUUAGUCAGUGUCACAGUUUAGAUAGUGAAACGGGUAAUAGAUACAAACGUGAAGGUGAGGUGUUUGACGGGACAGUCAGUCCUAGUGAAUAUACAUCUGAACUUGAUCGUGUAAUAGCCAGAGAACAAAGUAGAAAUAAAUCCAAUACGUUAAAUUCACAAGGUACAAGUGACGGACAUACCUCCUCGCAUACAUCUUCUAGUAGUAUUAGUUAUCAAGGGAAAUCAGCUGCGGAGAGGGCAUUUGAUCGAGGUUCAACUGAUUCUGUGUCGGCUAGUUCCAGGAAAAAGAUAUCCCCAAAAGCAGAGUUUAGUUUCACUUCACAAACUUCUAAUGAAGAUACGAGACCACAACGAAAAAAAUCAAGACAGUAUGUUAAAGGAGGGAGACGAUACACAGUUCAGGGUCUUGAAGGAUUAUCAACGCACCGGUCAGCCCCCGAUAUCCGAGACCAGCGUCCAGUGUUAAACAGAGAAGAUUCUGUACCUGGGGAUUUAAUGGCGGUCUAUAAAAAUAUGAAUAGAGAGGAGUUGAUAAAGUUGGUAGUUACGCAUAAAGCGCAGUUGAUACGGAAAGAUCAGUAUAUAAAGGAAUUGGAGAAUUACAUUGACAACCUUCUAGUCAGAGUUAUGGAAAGCUCUCCACGCAUAUUGCAGAACUUGUGACAUGUGACUUCAGUCAGCUUGGAUGUGCAAUUGUGACAUUUGGACACAACUGGAAGUCAAGCUAAAUCAUGAUUAUACUUGCAGUGAGGGGUAAAUGGUACUCAACAUCUGUCGAGAAAUUUAGUCUGUGAAUAUUAAGUUCAUUAUAAUUUUGUUUAUAUAUUUCAAACUGGUCUGUAACUAAAACUAGGUAAACAGGAAUAAUUAAAAUUAGAGAAUGAAGACAAGAAAAAAAUUGAGGGAAAAAAACUGGAAAUUCAUUGUUGUUUCCUAAAAUUCUGUUCAGAUAAAAGGUCAGAAAUAUGCAUUUAUAGUGCCUUAGAUAAUUGAAUUUAGAUGAUUUAAUUUUACCAUGAAAGUGGUCCACCUUAGCCAACUGAAUACAACAGUUCAUUUACAAUGAAAUAUUUUUGGUUACUAAUUUUUGUUUAAUAUUCAAAAUGUUUAGUGUCUAAUUCUGUGAUGAAAGAGAUUUGUGGUACAGGUUGUAGUGAUAACAAUAUAGGAGCAGUCUUUCAGUUGUUACUUUCUACAUCAUAUGUGCAGUUGUUACGUUCUUGUAAUUAUGAAGUUUAGGUAGUUAUCUGUUACAAGAAUGUGUGUAUGUAAUACUUAUAGUAUCCAUGGUUUAUCUGUACUGGCUACACCUCCAGAAGAAUUUUAGUAAUAAUAGUGUGAAGAGGAUAGAGUGCAUUUUGUUUCACAUAUUUUUAUAGUUUUGAAUUCCCCCACCUAAGAAAGUAAGUGUGUUGUUCAUCUUAAAUGAUAUAACAGUCUAUACAUUAAACUUUUUUGUACCAAUUUGUGUUUUUAUAAUGGAGCUGCUUUUACUUAAUAUAAUGUACAUAGGAUGAAUGUUUUGUGUGUAUUUGACAUUCACUGCACAAUACUCCAGGGAAGUAGCAUCUGUGACAUUUAAAAUAUAAUUGUUUUCCUUUGUUAACUGACACUAGCAAUCAAAGUACACCAUUUUUAAAGCAGUUACAUGGAAUUUAGAAGGAUUUUUGAAAACUGAACAAUGUCAAUGCAAUUUUGGUCUUGAAUUGUCACCUCAAUCUAUAUUACGUAGCAUGAUUGCCAAAUGACUGACCCUGCCCAGCAGAUUAAGCUCCUUAUUUACAAAGAAUUUUGUCAUUCCAUUGUUUGCUUGUUUGUUUGUUUGUUAUAGGUUUAUGAUACAUUGGAAAGUAUGCAUGGUACAAAUGUAUUAAUAAGUUAAUUUGUCUAGUUUGUUAUGAUGUUAUCAUGUAUUUACUUAAGGAGAUCUGAAGUGAAGAAUCAUGCAUUUAUUGUUUUGGGCAGCUGACACUUUAUCAUUAGGACAUUUUACUUUUUACCUCUAAAUAAAUGCCCCUGUGGUUAUUGCAAUUUUCAAAAGGGAACUUUUAAUUAUAGCUCAGUUUUAUAGACUAUAAUUAUAUUUCAAUUUUGAUUACAACUAAAAAUAGAAUUCAUCAAAGACAAAAAAAGUUUGAAGUGGGUGUGGGGGUGGUGAUUUAGAAUUCUACAAUUUACUUUAUGAAGAAUGAAUUUCAUUUACCGGCUAGCUAUUUUUGCAAUACCUGUCUGUUUAUUUUUAUUUUUUGUUGCAAAAAUACUGGCAUUUAGUGCUUAUUUUUAUGUGUUUUCCUUGAAUAGAUAUUUUCAUGGUAUUUACUAUAUUAAACAGCCCAGGGGUUUUAUGGAUUUUUUCUACAAAGGAUUUUUUUCUUCUUCAAAAUUUAUAUUGGACUAAAUACAAAAUUUUGAUUGCUGAUCCAUAUUUAUAUGCUUUGAAACUUUUAAGUCUAGAAGGGUACUUUAUAAGGAAUACACAGUAAUUUGUUUAAUUAAAUUAUACGAGAGCUUUUAUUGAAAGAAAUAUAGUAUAAUCUAUAUUGUUGAGCAUAAUUGAAGUUGCUGUAAAACUCAUUGAAACCAUAACCAUGUUUAUUGUCCAAUUCUGUCUAAGGAACUUCUAGAAUUCUGACUGUAAUCUAAUUCAUUUUUGUUUACUUGCCAAAAAUAAGUUUUUUGAGAGAAAAUACUUGUAUAAAUAUUAAAAUGGAAUUAUGUGCAUUUUUCAAGUAAAAAUCUAGCUCAAAUAGAUGUGUGUGUAAAAAGGGUGGAGGAAAUUAUAGCUUUUAACCCAUAUACCAAACUCUUCCUAUUAGCAGUACGAAAUAAUAACUUUACAAAUCUGACUUUUCUUAUUUUGACUGGGGCAGUCUUUUAAGAAAAGUGAAAUUGCACGCAGGAAUUGCUUCCCUUUAACUUCUGAAAUCUCUGCCUAUAGGUAAGGGAGAUCACUGCAUAGAAAAUUGAAGAAAAGAACUAUUAUUUUAUUAGUCUGAAUUCUUUAUUUCAAAAGCAUCAACUUCAAAUACUUAUGCGGCAUUAUUGUUAGUUUAAAACAUUUAAAUGCACAGCAUCUGAAAAUUGCUUUGAUAAAACAUUCACUAAAACACACACUUUGUGCAGUAAGAUGUGCAUAAUCUCAUUUUAAGCUCCUGUACAUACUAAGAAAAAUCUUUUUAAAUUGCCUUUAUAUGCUUUUUCUUUACUAACACAGUUUAACAAGAAUCCUACUAUAAAUGAAGAUAAAACAGCAACUUUUAAAAAUUCUUUGGCCCAAAAUAUUGUAAGGAAAAUAUUUUACCAAAGUGGAAUAACAUGAGUAAAUCAAAACUGUAUUGUAAGGUGUUAAAGUGAAGUUUAAAAGUUGAACAGUCAUUGGAGUUCUUCAUUCCUAUAUAUAAUGGUAAUUUUAUCAAGCAAGGCUGUAUAUGAUAGUAAUUUUAUCAAGAAUUGAAAAAAGUAAUAAUUAUUGUCAAAAUAUCCUACUAAGAAGUAUAAUUAUGUUUACAUUUCAUGUAUUAAGCAGGAGAAUCUCCCAACUUUUUAAGUGUAUGGUGCUUUACAUCAUCAUUUCUAAGCUUUUUAUGUUUUUUAAAAAAAAAUAAUUUAUACUUUUAUAUUUCUGCAUCACUAGAUCUGUAUUGUUAAUUAGAUUUUGACAUGUAUAAUUCUGUAAAUUUUAUAACUUAACUUGUCUAAAUCGCCUCGAGAUGUUUGCUGGUAAAGCUCUCGUUAUACAAGGUUAUAAUAGUAAUUCUAUAUAAAUCUGGUAUAAUAACUGUUCAAUUGCAUACUUGGUUUUCAGUUUAAUUGGGCACAAUUUAGUCUCAGUGACAAAUCGGUUAGAUAGUUUUCCCUUAAUAACAUAAAGCAAUUAAAUAAGCAUUCAUUUCAUAAAAAAUAAGUGUUAAUACAAUAUGCCACGAUAUAAAAUAUCUGCCUUACCGAUUUGGAACAUUUUAGAUUUGGACAAUAAAGUGAAUUUACAUUCCUCUUAUCAAUAUUCUAAUAUAUUGAUAACUAAUUUUUAUGCCAUUAAUUGUUUGAAAGGUUUCAGAGAUACUGAAUAGAGAUAAUUGAGCCACGCCAUGAGAAAACCAACAUAGUGCAUUUGCGAGCAGCAUGGAUCCAGACCAGCCUGCCCAUACAUGCAGUCUGGUCAGGAUCCAUGCUGUUCGCUAAUGGUUUCUCUAAUUGCAAUAGGCUUUGAAAGCGAACAGCAUGGAUUCUGACCAGACUGGGCAGAUAUGCAGGCUUGUCUGGAUCCAUGCUGGUCACAAAAACACUAUGUUGGUUUUCUCCUGGCUGGGCCCAUGUGGUACUGUUCUUUGCUGUUUGGUUUAGUUUAACUGAAUUCAUGUUCCAUCAUUUGUAUGUACUGUUCAUGUUAAGAUCAUUUUACUGCGAUGUAGUAUAUCUUAUUGCCCAUGUCUGUUUUAAGUUGUUUCAGUUCGCUUAAGUGCAAUUUUAUUUAUGCUUUUCCGUGUGUACCCAUAAUGCAAUAUUGUAGUUAUAUUCUGUUGUAGACUUAUCUUUGUUUUUCAUUGACUGAGGAUCAUUGUUUGUAACAACUGUUACUGAUAAUAAUUGAAUGAUUUAUUAUCCUGGCAGGUAGUAUUUUUUACUACUCAAAGCAUACUAAAGUUUGUAGAAAUCUAGAAAUGGGCUUUCUUUACAAAUUGCUAAGGUUGUUUAUUAUUACCUUUCCCUUACAUUGUUAGAUUUAAGCCUGGCUAGAGUUUGCUAAAUGGAAGGUCAUGGCUUCUGCCUAAGGUUUGAUAAGCCACUGUUUGGUAAAAAGUUUUUCUUGAUUUCUACAGUGGUAAUACUAAAUAGGAGCUCCUUAAAUUUUUAAUAGGCCUCGAUUUUAUCAUCAAAAAAAGGAUUUUGAUGGAGUAUCAUUUAAAACUUCACCCAUUUUUAGCUCAUCUGAUUUUUUGAAAAAAAAUGAUGAGUUAUUGUCAUCACUUGAGCGGUUGUCGGCGUCGGCGUCGGCGUCGGCGUUGCCUGGUUAAGUUUUAUGUUUAGGUCAGCUUUUCUCCUAAACUAUCAAAGCUAUUGCUUUGAAACUUGGAAUACUUGUUCACCAUCAUAAGCUGACCCUGUAUAGCAAGAAACAUAACUCCAUCUUGCUUUUUGCAAGAUUUAUGGCCCCUUUUGUACUUAGAAAAUAUCAGAUUUCUUGGUUAAGUUUUAUGUUUAGGUCAACUUUUCUCCUAAACUAUCAAAGCUAUUGCUUUGAAACUUGGAAUACUUGUUCACCAUCAUAAGCAGACUCUGUACAUCAAGAAACAUAACUCCAUCUUGCUUUUUGCAAGAUUUAUUGCCCCUUUUGGACUUAGAAAAUCAGUUUUCUUGGUUAAGUUUUAUGUUUAGGUCAGCUUUUAUCCUAAACUAUCAAAGCUAUUGCUUUAAAACUUGCAACACUUGUUCACCAUCAUAAGUUGACCCUGUAUAGCAAGAAACAUAACUCCGUCCUGCUUUUUGCAAGAUUUAUGGCCCCUUUUGGACUUAGAAAAUAUCAGAUUUCUUGGUUAAGUUUUAUGUUUAGGUCAACUUUUUCUCUUAAACUAUCAAAGCUAUUGCUUUGAAAUUUGGAAUACUUGUUCACCAUCAUAAGCAGACCCUGUACAUCAAGAAACAUAACUCCAUCUUGCUUUUUGCAAUAAUUAUUGCCCCUUUUGGACUUAGAAAAUCAUUUUCUUGGUUGAGUAUUAUGUUUAAGUCAACUUUUCUCAUAAACUAUCAAAGCUAUUGCUUUAAAACUUGCAACAGUUUUUCACCAUCAUAAGUGGACACUGUACAUCAAGAAACAUAACUCUAUCCUGCUUUUUGCAAGAAUGAUGGCCCUUUUUAGACUUAGAAAAUCAUGGGUAGGACAAUAUUUCUAUUACACAAAAAAAAUCAGAUGAGCGUCAGCACCCGCAGGGCGGUGCUCUUGUUUUUACACUUUACCAGUUUUUUUCAAUAUAUGAUUUUAUUUAGGAGUGAAUUGUUAUAAAACUUUCAGGAUAUCUUCUUUGCAUAAAAGCAACUUUUCCAUGCACAAAUUGCGUAAAUAAAUUUUCUUUUUCAAUGUGGGAAAGAUACAUUUUUUCAAUAAGUCACAGUUCAUGAAAAUCUUUAUUACAGAUAAGGUAGUUUAUACAGUAGCUUAUACUUUUGCUGUUCCUUUAUGGUAUAGAUCGUAACUUUUUCAGUAUGGUGUUGGAAUCAGUAAUCACAUCAGUUUUAAUUGCCUCAUGGUUAGGUACUGCCUCCAAUAAACUGAAAUUUAAUAACAAAGAUAUUUUUUACAGAAUGUCGCCUGUCUAACCUGUCAAAAUAUUGGGAAAAUGUAGUUAUAAAGAUCAGUGGGUGUUUUCCCAACUAAUCUAGUUAUUCAGAAGUGCUACUGUCAGUUUUAUAUACAUUCAGCUUUCCAUGUUACUGCUUUAUUCAUACAUGACAGUGGUAAAUUUAUACUUAUAUCAAUACUGUUUUUCUUCAGGUUUUGUUACAUUUAUGCAAGCUAAUUUAUGCAGGUUUAAGAAAUUUUGAAGCUCUCUGCAAGCAUUGUUCAGUCUUGUGUACCAUUUUACAUGAUGUCUUGUGUUACUUAGGCUUUAAAUCCUGCAUUUUCCAUUUAAAAUGGUGUUCUGGAAUGUUUGGAACAUACACAGCCUGUUAAGUAAAACUUGGUAUAGACAGAACAGUCAUGAUAAAAGAAGGCAACAAAAAAAAAAAAAAGAGAUGACAAUAGGAAACCAUGUCUUGGUUCCUAUCCAAAAUAUGUCUAGGAACCAGAAGUCUGGGAACCAAAUCCAGGCAGUGUUGAAUUUACUUGACAGUUUCACAGGACUAUUCUAAAAUUCUCUGUUCUAGAAUGCAAAUGGAAUAUAAGGAUUGUUUCUCAUCAUAUUAACAAACAUAACUUCUACAUUUCUGUGUCAAGUUUAACAUAUCUGUGAAUCUCUAGUUGUAAAUUCAGGUUUUCUGACACAGGCUUUGGAGGCACAAGUUUACUGCUGUUUUGUCUCAGUCUUUUAAAUGGAGAAUUUUUUUUUUAGUCACUGCCCAUAUGGCCAGUAUAUUUUGUAUUCUUUCUAUAAAAAAAUCAUUAAGUAAUUAAAAAAUCAAAAUGUGUUGUGUUUUUAGCUCACCUGUCACAUAGUGACAAGGUGAGCUUUUGUGUUCACCCUUCGUCCGUCGUCAGUGCGUCCGUCCGUCCGUCAACAAUUUCUUGUCUGCACGAUAGUGGUUUCAUUUAUGGUUUUUUUGAAACCAAACUUGCACACAACUUGUAUCACCAUAAGAUCUCGGUUCCUUUCUUGAACUGGCCAGAUCCCAAUAUGGGUUCCAGAGUUAUAGCCCCUGAAAGGGCCAAAAUCAGCUAUUUUGACCUUGUCUGCACAAUAGCAGCUUCAUUUAUGAUUUGAUUUUAACCAAACUUGCACACAAUUGUAUCACUAUAAGAUCUUGGUUCCUUUCUUGAACUGGCUAGAUUCCAUUAUGGGUUCCAGAGUGAUGGCCCCUGAAAUGGCCAGAAUUAGCUUUUUUGACCUUGUCUGCACAACAGCAGCUUCAUUUGUGAUUUGAAUUUAAUCAAACUUGCACAAAACUUGUGUUACCAUAAGAUCUCAGUUCCUUUUUUGAACUGGCCAGAUCCCAUAAUGGGUUCCAGAGUUAUGGCCCCUGAAAGGGCCAAAAUUAGCUAUUUUGACCUUGUCUGCACAAUAGCAGCUUUGUUUAUGAUUUGAUUUUAACCAAACUUGCACACAACUUGUAUCACCACAAGAUCUUGAUUCCUUUUAUCAACUGGCCAGAUUCCUUCAUGGGUUCCAGAGUUUUGGCCCCUUAAAGGUCCAAAAUUGGCUAUUUUGGCUUUUGCAGCCAUAUAGAGACUUCAUUUAUGGUUUUAUUUGAUACAAACUUGCAAAAUAUCUUCAGCAACAAUAAAUCUUGGAUUCCAUGACAAAUCAGAUCCAAUCAUAGGUUCCAGAGUUAUUUUAUAUCUGAUUACCUCCCCUGAUUGUAGUCAAAAUGGAUUUAUAUCAGUAAGUACUUAUAGGACUUAUUUGAAAUUUCAUUAUUGUCAUAAGUUAGACUGAGCCAAUCAGGGUAGAUAACUAUGGACUGAUUUUAUGUCAAAUUACCUCCCUUUAUUUCAAAUUAAAAUGGGUAUAUCUCCGUAACUAAUGAAGAUACUGAUCUGAAAUUUCAUUUAUGUCAACAGAUUUAUUUAGCAGAUCCUUCUUUUGUUCACUUACAAUAAUUUUCUUUUUAAUUACUUCCCUUUUAGGUUAAUAUAAAUAGCUUAUUUUUAGUAACUUUUUUAUUACUGGCCGUAGGGAAAAACCGAGACCACUUUUCUGUGGUACAACAUGAAUGGUACCUCCAAUUUUUAGGUGUAUUUUGACAUAUCUGUACCUUGUAAUUUCUUUCCUUUGUUGUUCCUGUCCUUUGGACUUAGAUAUUUUUUCUGAGGACCUUCUUGUCCUCAAGUGCAAUGAUAACAGGUGAGCAAUAUAGGGCCAUCAUGGCCCUCUUGUUUUACUCUAGUUGAAAUACUUAUCUUGGGGAACUGAUUUUUGUGGAUUUAGUAUUGAAUCAAUCCAGUCCGGAUUAAGUCUUAAUUAAGCAGUGAAGUUCAAAUUAAUUUGAGCCGCAUCAUGAGAAAACCAACAUAGUGCGUUUGCAACCAGCAUGGAUCCAGACCAGCCUGCGCAUCCGUGCAGUCUGGUCAGGACCCAUGCUGUUCGCUUUAAAAGCCUAUUGCAAUUAGAGAAACUGUUAGCGAACAGCAUGGAUCCUGACCAGACUGCACAGAUGCGCAGGCUGGUCUGGAUCCAUGCUAGUUGCAAAUGCACUAUGUUGGUUUUCUCAUGGCGCGGCUCAUUUUAUCUUCAAACUGAUAUCCCCAUGAAAUAGCCAUUCUGGUCAAAGUCACGAAACUUUGCACGUCAUCGAAAUUAAAAGUAAGGGCUGGAUGUUUGUGGUUAGUGGAUAUUGUUGCAAUGGGUCAAAUUGUCAGUAAUUAGCAGAACAAGACAGCAGGACUGGUAUUAGAAUCUUUUCUUUAUAAAUGUAUAUACUGGCAAGGUUGGGUUAUACUGUGUUGGUGCGCCGUAAAACCCAAAUAAAUAAAUAAAUAAAUAUUUCUUCAAAAUCAGUCUCCUUGUCCAUUCUGUUCUUAUGCAACAAAACUCUGGGCAUUGAGGUAUUCCAUAUUUUCUCAUUUUUACUGUUGAUCUUUCCAUUAUGAUUAUUUUUGUUUUUGAAUUAACUGUUAAAUGUAAAAAUGUUAUUAAUAUAGAAAUUGUUGAUAUAGAAUCUGUUGUUACAUAUCAAACAAGUUGUGAAUAGUUACAUACCAUUCCAUUGAUUUUGACUGUUAUUUCAUUUAGAGGAAUUUUAUAUUUUUACUCAUAUUGAUAUAUUUUGUAAAUCAGUUGUGAAUUAAACCAUGAUACUUGAAAAUA
Molecule: messenger RNA, 10972 nt
Organism: Mercenaria mercenaria
Lineage: Eukaryota; Metazoa; Mollusca; Bivalvia; Venerida; Veneridae
Product: rab11 family-interacting protein 1-like
Exons: 12
Coding region: 234-2174 (646 amino acids)
Biological process (GO): regulated exocytosis
Cellular component (GO): intracellular membrane-bounded organelle
Molecular function (GO): small GTPase binding
Source: RefSeq, a predicted model, not a curated record